Molecule: messenger RNA, 17850 nt
Organism: Talaromyces amestolkiae
Lineage: Eukaryota; Fungi; Ascomycota; Eurotiomycetes; Eurotiales; Trichocomaceae
Exons: 4
Coding region: 1-17850 (5949 amino acids)
Biological process (GO): amino acid activation for nonribosomal peptide biosynthetic process; secondary metabolite biosynthetic process
Cellular component (GO): cytoplasm
Molecular function (GO): oxidoreductase activity, acting on paired donors, with incorporation or reduction of molecular oxygen; heme binding; phosphopantetheine binding
Source: RefSeq, a predicted model, not a curated record
AUGGAUUCGCAGACCACACAUCCCGCGCUCAUUGAGCAUAUCCACUCGUUUUGUCGCAAGAGGCCCGAAGUCGGGCUCUCAGCCCUGGUCAAUGCCGUUUGGGCCAUUGUUAUUUGGCAGUACACGGGACUGGAAGACGUCCACUUUGUCACUGCCGCUAUGUGGGAUCGUAAACGCCAUAUUUGUGCGGCACAUGUCGACGGCAAAGUGGGGCUAUCCGAUCUGAUACAACGAAUACAACAGGGCACCAAGGAACUGGCGUCAGACCAGCUCCCUCUAGUCCCCGCAAGGACGGAGGACGUCAAUGCGCAACUCCUCCAGUCCUUAACGACACUCACUACGAACAAGAAUGGCCUCAAGACGGAUCCGACCCGUCCUUCCGUCGCUAGCGCACCCGUCGAGCUUGUUGCAGUCCCCUCCACUUCCGGAGGCCUAGAAGUUGUAGUACGCUUCUCGCCGUUAGCGAUCGACCGAGAGCUAGCUGACCAUCUGGUGGCGGCUUUCGCCCACAUAACUACCGCAAUCACACAUGCCGACCGUGGCUGGGAAGACACGCUAGAAUCUUUAGAUCUAGUGAGCGACUACGAUAAGGCAAAGCUCUGGGCCUGGAAUAGCGCCCUGCUUCCUGAGACAGUCGAGUUAUGCGUGCACACCCUCUUCCGACAGCAGGCCCAGGAGGAGCCGGAGCUGGUCGCCGUGGACGCAUGGGAUGGACGCUUUACAUAUGCAGAACUAGACGACAUCUCGGAUCGCAUCGCAGCUUGGCUCACGCACGAUGAGGGUACCCGACCAGAGUCCAUCGUACCGCUGUGCUUCGAAAAGAGCUGCUGGGCGAUUGCGGCUCUGAUGGGGGUGAUCAAGGCAGGCGGUGCCAUUGUAUUUAUUGAUCCGGCACAACCGGCCAGUCGCAGAAGAGAGAUCUUGACCCAGAUUCAAGGCCAAUUUGUCCUGACCUCGAGGACUCAAUCCGUGGCGUGGGAAAAGGAGAUGGGCGUGCGGACGGCCGUCAUCGACGAGCAAUUCGUCGCUUCCUUGGCAGCGAACGAUGCGUAUGGGAAUCCUCCCGAGUCAGGGGUUACCCCAGCAAACCUUCUUUACCUCAUCUUCACCUCUGGGAGCACGGGCAAACCCAAAGGCUGUCUCAUUCCGCACCAGGCCUUCGUAUCAGGAGCACUCCAGCACGCGGAAAAAUCUAACCUAACUCGUGAAAGUCGCAUUCUACAGCUAGCUUCAUACAGUUUCGACGUCAGCAUGUUGGAGAUCCUGACCGCGCUCAUGUCUGGUGCGUCGGUGUGCACGCCAGACAUGUCCACCAUGGCAACGCAGGGUCUCUAUCCGAUCUUCGAACGCUUCGCCAUUACCUGGGCAUUCCUGACACCAUCUCUGGUCAAAUUGCUCCGCCCUGAGAUGGUUGUGCCCACUCUCAAAMCCCKGGCCCUKGGRGGSGAGCCACUCCACAAAGUUGACAUUGAGACUUGGGCACCGCAUCUCCAGCUCAUCAAUGGUUACGGGCCCUCUGAGUGUUCCGUAGCUGCAGCCGGAGAUCCACACUUGGAACCGACAAGCGACCCAUCCAAUAUCGGCCGCUCGGUUGGCGGUCUAUGUUGGAUUGUCGAUGCUGAAAAUCACGACCGUCUCGUUCCUCUCGGCGCUGUGGGUGAGCUACUGAUCUCAGGCCCCAUUUUAGCCAGGGGUUACUUGAACGACGCGGAGAAAACGGCUGCAUCUUUUAUUGAGAAUCCCUCGUGGACUAGUGAAGGCUGGACCCUCACCCCUGCCUCUUUCACAAAGAGGGGCUCAGUUGCGAAAGGGCAUCACCAAACGACCAUGCGUUUCUACAAAACGGGUGACUUGGCCAGAUUCAAUAUCGACGGCACCAUACAGAUCCUAGGCCGCAAAGAUACCCAGGUCAAACUGCGUGGAUUGCGCGUCGAGCUGGGAGAAAUCGAACACAACAUCGCACUGCACCCUGAUGUUAAACAUGCCGCCGCCUUCCUACCGAAGAGCGGGUUGUGCAAGGAGAAAAUCGUCACCGUUUUAUGUCUCCGUGACUUCUCCAGCGAGUGGAAGCCUGAGGACGCUGAUGCACCUAUCGAAGUGUGGUUGGAGGAUGAAUGGCCUGCAAUCAAACAGCAAGCCGACGCCGUUCGUAACCAUCUGCGAGAAUGUGUUCCAGAGUAUAUGGUCCCAACCGUGUGGAUCGUGAUCAAGUCCUGGCCGUUACUGAUCUCGGCAAAGCUCGAUCGGAAAAGGGUUCUGAACUGGCUCUUGGAUAUUGAUGAGGGGCUACAUAAUAGUAUAAUGGGCUUUAUCGGUAACCGGGAGGGUGGAAAAGCAACCGAAUUAAACUCUGUAUCCGAGACUGAGCGUAAUCUUCGUGACAUAUUCUCCCGCGCGCUCAAGACUUCCGCCCACAAUCUACCUCUAGACAAGUCCUUUAUUGCGCUCGGCGGUGACAGUCUUGCUGCCAUGCGCGUUGUGUCCGAGUGCAAAAGCGCCGGCUAUGCCAUCGACAUCAAAGACCUGCUUACGAAUAAAGCCCAGCAAUUAUGCCUUGGCUGCUUUGAUAGCGGGGAUGAGGAUGAUGAGAGUAAGAGGGAAACGAAUCAUUGUACCCAGAGCCUUUUCCUUAGACUCAACAACACCGUUUCUGCCGUUAGGGUCAAAGCUGCUUUGGACACUGUCGUCAAUCGUCACGCCAUGCUUCGGGCAUGCUUCUUUGAGGAUGAGGACGGUACUGUCAUGAAGUAUAAGCAAAUGAUCACCUCUCACACCCGAGGCUCGUACUGUUAUAAAGAUCAUUUCAUAGAUCAUCCGGAAGAAAUUGAGGGCAUUGCGGCGACUGCUCAGCGUGCUGUGCAACUCUCAGGGCCUGUUUUCUCGGCAGACCUGAUAAGGGAGAGCGGAAAACAGCUGUUACUUCUGAUAGCACACAAUGCCGUCGUCGACUCUACGUCCUGGUCCAUCAUUGUCCAAGAUCUUCGGAUGUGUCUGAGUCUCGCCGAUGGCCCUCUUCCCAACGAUGAAACGCAGAAACCGGUGUCUUUCCAGACCUGGGUCGAGAUGGAGAGAGAGAGACACGUGACAGGAACUUCGGAAGAUCAAUUAGGCAUCACCGCAUCAUUAAGACGUCAACUCGACUACUUGCCUAUGCAGGGGAGUGCACGCGAUAUGGUCGAACAGACGUUGGAAGUCGACAAGACCACAGCCGCUUUGCUGUUGGACGCCAAGAUACAUAAGACAUUGCGUACUGAUGUUGCGGAUUUCUUGGUGGCGAGUCUAUUCCUCACAUUUCGCUACAGCUUCACCAAUCGAGAGACCUUGCCUAUCUUGUCUCUAUGGGAGGAUGAGCGUGGGCCCGCAUCUCGAGACCUGGGUGUUGACUUCUCCGCAACGAUCGGUCAAUUUGAGACAGUGCGCCCGUUGGUACUCAGCACAGGUGACAUGAGCACCAAGGACGAACUCGUAAGUAUGCUAAAGAGGAUCAAGGAUGCCCGCCGACUGGUAGUAGCGGGAAGACGCGAGACUGGUCUUUGCAGCUCUAACAUCUCACUGCGCUACCGAGACCUGUCAAAAGUUCUCGAUAGCUCCGAUGAUCUUCUCAAGAGUGAGCCGCGUCCCAACUUUCUUCCUUUGGCGGUUGAGAACAUUCGACAGACAAGCUUAAUCUCCAUUAUGGCCGAGGCGGUUGAUGGGCAGAUCCUGCUCUCCUUCUCACACGACAAGGAUUUCAAAGAGUCAGAUCAGAUUGGGCCCUGGAUCGCGGCUGUGCAGAAAACGCUUGCCUCACUCGUCGCCAGGAUAGUUGACGCCCCUAAGGAAUAUACUCUUUCAGACUUCACAUUAUUGCCAGAGCUAACCUACAGUGGACUCGAGAAACUAAUUAAUGAACAGCUACCCCAGCAGGGACUCGACCCUCUCUUGAUUGAGGACAUGUAUCCAUGCUCUCCUAUGCAGCAGGAUCUCUUACUCAGCCAGACCCGGUCCAGUGAUGGCAUGUAUGAGUGCUACCACCUUGCAGAAUUGACGCCACGUGAUUCAAAGGUCUCAGUAGACAUUGAUAGACUUGUUCAAGCUUGGGCGCAGGUCGUGCGACGACAUUCCUCACUACGGUCGAUCUUUAUUGAGGGUACUGACGGCCAAGAGGCUCUGUUCAACCAAGUCGUACUUGCUCAUGUCCAGCCGAGCGUAUCGAUUGUAUAUUGCGACAAUGACUCGACUGAUGAGAUUGGGAUGGUGCUUGUCAACGAAGCCCCUAUGGCCAUCUCCUUCCGGGGACCUCAACCACCUCAUCGAAUGACCAUCUGCCGCAUCUCGGGGGCUAGCCGUGUUGUCAUCAAACUGGACAUUAAUCACGCCAUCGUGGACGGUGUUUCUGCAGCUGUGAUUCUCCGUGAUAUGUUGCUUUGGUACGAUGGUCUGGAAUUCACCGAGUCAGCGUUACCAUUCCGCAAUUACAUCUCUCACAUCCGUCAAACAUCCCUGGCUUCGUCUCUUGACUUCUGGGCAGAAAAUCUCAAUGACGCAAAACCAACUAUAUUACCCAAGAUGGCCGCACCAGAGAAGGCGCACGACGCAGACAGACAAUUAAAUGUUGUGUCCGUUCCACUGGAAUGUGAGGGUGUCUCGAAUGAACAGAUUUUCCAAUUCUGUCGAGAAGCUUCAGUCACGCCAGCAAACGUCUUCCAGACUGCGUGGGCCUUGGUUCUCCGGGAAUACGCCGAGUCCCCCGACGAGGUUUGCUUUGGUUAUCUCUCAGCCGGUCGCGACGCCCCAUUGCCAGGUAUCCAAGGUGCGGUGGGCGCUUACUUGACUAUGCUUGUCAGUCAUCUUCGUUUCGCUACAGAUGGAAACAAGACUGGCGAUGGCGUUGCUACACUCAUGGACGCCGUGCGCGUCACGGCGGAUGACUACGUCAAAGCCCUGCCCCACCAGCACGUUGGUCUGUCGAACAUACAGCAUGCACUGAAGACAGGCGGCGAUACCCUGUUCAAUACGAUUGUUACUGUUAAUCGUGAAGCUGAAAGUCCAGCUGAUUCAACGCUUUUAUUCAAGAAAAUUGGGGAUCAUGAACCCGAUGAAUACGCGGUCGUCGUGGACAUCCAGUUCACGGGGUCGAGAGCUGUGCGCGCUUUCUUACGUCACUGGACAGACCACCUGACAUCUGUGCAGGUACAAAGUAUCGCCAGCGCAUUUGGUAGAGCCGUCCAAGCCAUCAUCUCUCAUCCCAACACUCUCGUCAGCGAGGUAGAUCUAGUGGGCGUGUCCCAUAUGAACCAACUGCUUUCUUUCAAUGCCCACCCCUUACCAAGGGCAAACCGACUGAUAUUCACGCGAUUCGAAGAACUCGUCCUCACGCAACCUCUGGCCCAGGCAGUCUGCGCGUGGGACGGUGAGUGGACAUAUGUACAGCUCGAUAAGUUGUCAACACGACUCGCCCACUAUCUGCGUUCGCUCGGCGUAGGAUCUGAGGUCGUGGUGCCACACUGUUUUCAAAAAUCAGGUUGGGCUAUCGUUACGUGCCUGGCUAUUCUUAAAGCUGGUGGUGCCUUUGUAGGACUGGACCCGACACAUCCAAGGCAACGAUUGCUGGGACUUGUCCGUGAGGUCGGAGCUAAGGUCGUGUGCCUGGCCCCGCAGAACUCCCACCUAUUUGAAGAAAGGGAAAGCGGGGAUCCGAAAUUGAACAUCGUUCAAGUGACACCAGAGUUUAUCGCUGGGCUUCCAUUCAAAUCAGGCCGGCCAUGCACCUCCAUCAAGCCAAACAAUGCAGCUUGCGUGGUCUUCACGUCUGGCACAACAGGGAGACCCAAGGCUGUGGUGGUGGAGCAUGACUCUAUGGCGACCUUGUCAGACCUCAUGGGUCCGGCUGUACGCAUUGGCCCUGAGGCACGUGUGUUCCAGUUUGCCAGUUAUACCUUUGAUACGUCAAAUCAAGACAUCUUCACAACGCUACAACGCGGUGGAUGCGUGUGCGUGCCAUCUGAAGAGGAUCGUGUCAAUGAUCCGGCUGGGGCAAUCAGGCGACUAGGCGCUAAUCACGCCCACUUAACAAGCACUGUUAUCAGUUUAUUGCGCCCCGAGCAGGUUCCACAUCUCAAAUGGCUUUUCAGUGCCGGUGAACCUCUCACACGCGAAAACGUCGAGGCAUGGGCUCCGGCCGUCCAACUCUUCAAUAGUUACGGUCCCGCCGAAGCUUCUGUCGCCGUCACUUGCACCCCUACCCGGCUCGACGCUCAUGCAAGCCCAGCCAAUAUCGGAAAGCCAUUUGGCUGCUGGGCUUGGAUUGUAGACGUGACUAACCACCACAAGCUUGUGCCUUUGGGUGCUGUAGGCGAGCUCCUGAUCGAAGGACCACUACUUGCGCGACACUACUUUAACAAUGAAGCCCAGACGGCCGCGGCUUUUAUUGAGAACCCCACAUGGGCAAAGAGCAUGACACAUGAGCCUCACAUAAAUAGGCGAUUCUACCGAACUGGCGAUCUGUGCCGUUUCAAUACUGAUGGCAGUAUCACCAUUAUCGGCCGCCGAGACACUCAGAUCAAGAUUCACGGGCAACGUGUUGAACUUGACCACAUCAAGUACGAGGUUCAGGGGCAGCUCGCCCAACUGGGCGAGCACAGCCUCGUCUCAGUCGAUGCUUUGAUGCUUCCGCAAAGCACAAGGAAAGAAAAAAUACUCGUUGCUUUUGUUCAGUUCCUCAAUCGUUCCUCUAAUCUGCCUAUGCUCUCUACUGAUGGACUAGCCAUUCCGAUGAGUGACAACCUCUCGGGCCAGUUUGUGGAUCUGCAACGUGCUCUGAAGACAUCCCUCCCCAAAUAUAUGGUUCCAGCCAUGUUUGUUCCUAUUACUGAGACUCCACUAACUGCUAAUGGCAAGUUGGCACGGAAUAUCCUGCGUGAAACAGUGAAUGGCUUCUCCGACGCAGAUAUAGCUCGCUACAUGCUCCAAAAAGACAGCCCUAAAACAGCCGCUACGACACCCCACGAGCAGCUGCUGCAGGCCAUCUGGAGCAAAGUCUUGUCCAUCCCUAUCGAAAAGGUGGGCGCUGAUGAUGACUUCUUUCAAAUUGGAGGCGACUCUGUCGUUGCCAUGCGACUUGCAGCUGCCGCAAGGACAGAAGGCCUUUCCUUGGCCGUAGCUGAUAUCUUUGCUUCUCCCAUCCUGUCAGACAUGGCCAGAGUGGCACGAAUUGCCGACGAGAGCGAUUUCAUUGAUAACGAAGAAGAGGAGGCAUUCAAUCUUCUCCCAAUAACAUCGCUGUCGCCCUUGACUCCUGAGUAUAUAGAUACAAUCCGCACUGAAGCAGCAGCACAAUGUGGUGUUAACCCCGAGACUGUUGUGGACUUGUACCCAUGCACCCCCUUGCAAGAAGGUCUUAUAGCACUAUCGAUGCGGCAGACAGGAGCAUACAAAGACCAACGCAUUUUGCGCCUUACUGAUCCGAACUAUUCAGUCGCCCGAUUUCGCCAUGCAGUUGAUGCCGUGGUGAGCGCUGAACCUAUCCUGCGCACCCGGUUUGUAAGCACAGCUGCGGCGGGAAUGCUCCAAGCUGUACUGAACGUCCAAGUUGAAUGGGUUGAGCGCGACAAUUUGACCACUUACCUCAAAGAGGAUUUGGAUACGCCUGUGACAUAUGGAAGCCCUCUAGUACAGCUGGCACUUAUCGACGAGCACAGGCAGAGUAGAGAGCGCUACAUAGUGUGGUCGGGCCACCAUGCUUUGUGCGAUGGUUUCAGUAUGGACAUCACAUUUGAACAGAUUGCCCAUGCCAUGGCGCAUGAAGGGGCUGUGAUGCCGAAACCGGUGCCUUUCAAGAACUUCAUCCGCUUCCUGCAAGAUCAGAUACGUGACGAUUCUGCAAGUAAAUUCUGGCAAGAACAGUUCCCUGCUAACAAGGAGAUACCACCAAAGUUCCCACCCGUGCCACUCGGGCAUCAAGUUGUCCCUCAUCGUGCCUGCUACUCGCAGAUGCAGGUUGCUCGUCCGCGUGGGAGCAAAAUAUCUGUGACGAGCUAUCUCCGUGCCGCAUGGGGGCUUGUCAUCGCGCGGCACCUUGACAGCUCAGACAUCAUCUUCGGAGCGACGCUGUCGGGUAGAAAUGCGCCAGUUCGGAAUAUCUCUACGAUAAACGGUCCCACAAUGACCACUGUUCCGGUUCGCAUGCCGGUGCCUUUUGAUGAUGGUGAGACAACAGUGGCACAAUAUCUAGAGGCCGUGGAAGAACAAGCCGUGACCAUGACAUCCUUUGAACACAUCGGUCUGCAAAAUAUUCGAUGCAUCAACGAGUAUGCCCGAGCGGCGAUUGACAACAUGGUGCAUCGGUUUGCCGUUGAGUUGAAGCCGAGUGAGGCCAUUGAGGCUUUUGAUGGUAUAGAAAUCGUUUCCGCCGACUUGCCGAAUGGGUUUUAUACAGACCCCUUGGUCAUUCGCAACUACGCCCAUGAUGACGGUUCGACCAUCGACGUCGAAGCCAGGUACGACUAUACCCUAAUUUCGAGUGAGGAGAUGCGCAGGCUACUGGAUCAAUACACCCAUGUUGUGCAGCAGCUGAUCAGUAGCCCUGAAAAGGGUCUUCGCGACAUCCAGGUUAUAAGUCCCAAGGAUAUAGACGAGAUCAUUAAAUGGAACGGCGAAUUACCUGGGACGGUUGAACAAUGUGUACACAAUUUGAUAGCCGAGCAAACAAGAAAGCGACCCGAAGCUGAGGCUAUAUGCGCUUGGGACGGCAGCUAUACCUUCGGAGAACUGAACUCGCUGACUGAGCGACUCGCAGCUCAUCUCCAGAGCCUUGGUGUGGGUCCAGAAGUGACUGUUGCCCUCUGCUUCGACAAGUCUAAAUGGAACGUGGUAUCUAUGCUGUCCAUUUUGAAAACAGGUGCCUGCUACACGUCACUGAAUCCUGCAUACCCGGCCGUUCGCAUGCAAAGUAUUAUGCAGGACGUCCAAACGCCUAUAGUCCUCUGUUCUCCGCAACAUGUCAACAAGUUCGAUGGCAUGGAGCCUUGGGUCGAGCCUAUUGAUGAAGACUUCUUGGAAUCUCUACCUGAACCCGAUGUUGCCGUCACAUCUACAGUUCAGCCAUCCAAUGCAGCAUUUAUUGUUUUUACAUCAGGCAGUACUGGUAAGCCUAAGGGCGCUAUCAUCGAGCAUCGUGGCAUCACGUCCAUGCAGCACUACGAGGGACCCCAUGUGGGCAUGGGCCCUGAUACUCGAACUCUACAAUUCGCUUCACAUGUCUUCGACGUGUCCAACUCUGAGGUUUUCACGACCCUGAUGCGCGGUGGAUGUGUAUGUAUACCUUCCGAAACAGAGCGGAUGAACGAUCUUGCUGGUGCGAUCAACAAAUAUAACGUAAAUUGGUCCUUCCAAGUCCCAACCACCGCGGAUACACUCGACCCAAGCCAAGUCCCCGGCUUGAAGUAUCUGGCCUUAGGAGGAGAAGCAAUUAGUCAAGGCCUAUGUAACCGAUGGGCUCCUGAAGUCACACUGCUGAACUCAUAUGGUCCCUCCGAAUGCAGUAUCUGGACAAGUGUCUCUCAUCUUGCUCCCGGGACUUCGUCACCCAACAACAUCGGGCGCGGCCUUGGUUGCCGAACGUGGAUCACGGAUAAAAACAACCACAACUUCCUUGUACCUAUCGGUUGCGUUGGGGAAUUGUGUGUCGAGGGUCCAAUUGUCACACGAGGAUACAAGGCUAGUCUCAAACAAACAGCCGCUGCCUACAUUCGAAACCCAGCCUUUGCAUUAGAAUUGGGUAUCCGAGGCAUGCGCAUGUACAAGACGGGUGACCUAGUCAAGUAUGACUCGGACGGUACUCUGCUGUAUGUUGGGCGCAUAGAUAGCCAAGUUAAGGUUCGCGGGCAGCGUAUCGAGCUGAGCGAAAUCGAACAGAAUAUCGUGGCCAACGGUUUUGAGGCCGAAGCGGUUGUCGUUGAAAAAAUAUUACAGGGUGGCGAAGACGAUCGCGUUGCUCUAGCAGCAUUCUUUAAACUCAGCAGCAUAGACGGACCUAGCUCUGUUAGCUCUGUUAGCUCUGACUCAGGUUAUACAUCAGCGGAAACCGGUGAGGACGAAGAGAAGACACCACAAGAUGAACUGGACUCUAUGCGAGAUCAACUAGUCGCUCUCCGGCGAAACCUACUCGACACUAUACCUGCUCACAUGGUGCCAUCUUUCUUCAUUCCACUUCGUUCCAUGCCCAUUACGCAGACGGGAAAAAAGGACCGCAAAGCGCUUAGGCAACUCGGUGCUUCCUUGUCCCAGGAACAGUUACGGCGGUAUGCUCUGGAAGAUGAUAACGAUAAUAACGCCGACACGUUGGGUAGAGCUUGCACCACUGAUGCGGAGAGGCGGCUCCGGUCUUUAUGGGCCGAAGUUCUUGGCAUCGCCAAAGAGGAGUCUAUCUCAGCCCAAGACAAUUUCUUCCUCAAAGGAGGUGAUUCAAUUCAGGCAAUGCGACUGGUAGCUGCAGCGCGCCGACAAGGCAAAAUGCUAGCAGUUGCCGAUAUGUUCCGUAUGCCACGACUAUUCCAGAUGGCCGAGCUGUGGGAGAAUAGUACUGCUCUUGAAGGAGCAGCCAUCCCUCCAUUCUCGCUUCUGAAGCCGGAUGCCAUCAGUGAUUUGAUCUAUGAAGCAGUACAUCAAUGCAAGGUCGAGAGAGACCAGGUCCAGGAUGUUUACCUCUGUUCGCCACUACAAGAAGGCCUUAUGGCAGUUUCUACUCGAAAGCCAGGUUCCUACAUUUCGACAAGAAUUUUCGAUCUGCCGCCCACCAUCGACAUAGAUCGUUUCCAAGCAGCAUGGCAGACGGCAGCCGACAGAUUCCCCAUCUUAAGAACGCGCAUCAUCCUCGGGCGUGCCUCCGAGUCCCUUCAGGUCGUGAUCAAGGAGAAAUUGGUCUGGGAGACUAUUGAUGGACAGAUCGAGACUUUCAUUGCGCAACGAGGUCUCACGACCAUCGAAUAUGGCGGUCGUCUUUGUGCCUUUGCCAUUGAUGUGCAGGCUCGCAAGUUCGUUUUGGUACUUCACCAUGCCCUGUAUGACGGCUGGAGCGCCACCGUACUCCUUAAAGCUGUGGAGAAAAUAUACCAAGGAGAAACAUGCCCAACAGGACCAUCUUUCAACGCCUUCAUUCAACAUCUCUCCCGAGUUGAUAAGGUCGACUCGGAAGACUUUUGGCGCACCCAACUCAGCGGUGCUCCUGCGCAUUUUCCCAGGUUACCGAACAAGACUUACGAGCCGAAGAAUAGCGCCAAUGUCUCUCAUACCAUCGCUAUAGCGCAGCAACCAAGUGGUAUCCUCAAGUCCACAAUUCUCAGAGCCGCUUGGGCCAUAGUGAGUGCUCGAUAUGCCGAAUCAAAUGAUAUCAGCUUUGGUGCAGCCCAAUCAGGGCGUGACUGUGCAGUCCCGGGUAUCGAGCAAAUCAUUGGGCCUAUUGUCACUACAGUCCCUGUGCGUGUGCGUAUCGAUGACAAAGAGCCCGUCAUUGGCUUCCUUGAACGUAUUCAGGACCAAUCCGUCGCCAUGAUUGACUACCAACACGCCGGUGUGCAAACCCUUCGACAACAGUUGGGCAAAGAAGUUCAACCAGCACUAGAGUUUACGAGUCUGUUCGAGUUUGGUGAGGAUUCAAAUGAUCAAGGUGACUUCAUCGCCGAGGUGCAAAGGCCUGAACUUCUGGACGGAUUCUGGUCGUAUUCUAUUGUUCUAGAGUGUCAUCUUGCUGCGGACGGUGUGACUGUCAACAUUUUGGCGAGACAUGACCCUGUUGUUAUUCCCACCUACCAGAUGGAUUGGGUCUGUAAACAAUUUGGUCACAUUGUUGAUCAGCUCUGCAGCCUGACUUCCUCAUCGACUCAGAUGGUGAGCGAUCUUGAGCUUUUCGGUCCUCAUGAUGGCGCCGCAAUUGACGCCUGGAACGCAAGAUGGCCUCACGGUGAUACGGAUGAAAAGACGGUCCAUGAGGCGAUCGCUGAGCAAGGCCGUCUCAAUCCCGACAACUUGGCCCUUUCAGGCUGGGAUGGAGACAUGACAUACGCUGAGCUAGAGCACUACGCCACAAAACUUGCCAGGAGACUGGUUCGAAGCGGCGUCAGACCGGAAGUCAUGGUGCCACUAUGCUUCGACAAGUCCAAGUGGGCCAUUGUAGCCUCUUUGGCCGUGAUUAAAGCUGGAGGAGUCAUAGUACAUCUCGGUCCAACACACCCGGCUAAUCGCAGGCAGGAAAUACUGCAGGCUGCUGAGGCUGAAUUAGUAUUAGUCUCACCUCAGCACGUUUCCCUCUUUCAAGGUGCCGCAGUCUGGGUCAUGCCGAUAGACCAGGAGAGCCUGGAUCGAAUGGCCGAAUUCAACUACGAGCUACCCAAUGUCGAACCCUCAAACGCCGUCUAUGUCUGCUUUACAUCGGGUAGUACAGGCAAACCCAAGGGAAUUGUAGUUGAGCACCGGAAUAUGCGCAUGAGUGCUCAGGCACAUGGAGCGCAAUUCAAGAUCAAUCCUGGAACCAGGCUUUUCAAUUUCUCUGCUUACACGUUUGAUAUCAGUCUUGGAGAUAUUUUUAUUUCUCUACAGCGCGGGGCUACAAUCUGCACACCAUCCGAGUGGGAGCGCUUGAACGAAUUGGCUGGCGCUAUCACCAAGUACAAUGCGAACCUCAUGUCAGUAACUCCAUCAGUAGCUAAGCUGCUCAGUCCCGAAAUGGUUCCAACACUGCGCACGCUUGUUCUUGGCGGCGAAGCACCCACCCAAGACAACAUCAAAGUAUGGUCUGAUAAGUUGGAUUUAAUCCUGAUUUGGGGACCAGCCGAGACAACCAUCUACGCCUCUGCUACGCCGCCGACAACACAAAAGACAAGUGCACAGGAACUCGGCAACCCUAUGGGAUCCGUAAUGUGGCUAUGUGAUCCAAACGACCACAAUAAGCUGGUGCCUUUAGGCUGCGUGGGUGAAAUUGUUGUUGAAGGUCCACUUGUCUCGCGCGGCUAUCUCAAGAACGAGGAAAAAACGGCCGCUGCAUAUAUUCAAGACCCGGCAUGGGUUGGAGAAAAAGAUGACAACAGUAAUAGGAAGCCCCGGAAUAUGUAUAAAACCGGUGAUCUGGGGCGCUACAAUGCCGACGGGUACAUGUUAUUCUCAGGUCGGAAAGAUAACCAAGUUAAGCUUCAUGGACAACGAAUGGAACUUGAUGAGGUGGAACACACUAUGUUAACCCACGAGACAGUAAAGCAGGCCGUGGCACGCAUCCCUCGAAAUGGUCCACUCAAGGAUAAGUUGAUUGCCAUGCUAAGCCUCAAUUUUGCCGAUAUCUCGCACAACAAUUCACCCGUUGCCAACCAAAUUGUUGUACUGGAUAAUUCCAAUGCUGGUGGUACCAAGAUUAGCAAGGAAAUUGUUGCAGUACGACGGAUGCUUGAGGAGAAUUUGCCUGGCUACAUGGUGCCCAGUAUCUGGAUCUGUGUUGAAGCCGUCCCACUAAACAACAAUUCCAAGAUUGACCGAAAACUCAUCGAUUCAUGGCUUCAAGAAGUGGACCAAGAUACUUACGACAAAUUACUUCGCAACGAAGCUGAGGGCAAAGGAGAUGCAGAAGAAAUUCAUCAUCCAGCGACCGCUGUGGAGCAAAUAUUAAGCGACCUCGUUAGUCAAAUUCUCGGAUUAGACUCGGCUUCGCUCAAUCUCAACCGUUCAUUCCUUAGCCUUGGUGGUGAUUCCGUCUCUGCUAUGCAGUUGCGCAGCAAAGCCCGCGCGAAGGGGGUAGAUGCUUCAUUGUCGAACAUAAUCACAAACAAGAGUCUAGUUGAGCUCGCUUCCAAGUCGGCAUAUACUAAACCAAAACCCAAGGAAGUUUUAGGCGGACCUUUCGCUCUGUCCCCAAUCCAAAAAAUGUAUGUCGAUUUGGUUUCCUCUUCUGCGGACGCAGAUAUUGGUCACUUCGACCAAAGCAUACUCCUACAGAUAAACAGUCCAGUUUCAGCUGGGGCAUUGCAAAAAGCCCUCACGCAAAUUGUGCAACGGCACUCGAUGCUCCGUGCUAGAUAUUCUCGAGACGAGAAUGGAGAAUGGUCUCAGUACAUCGCUGAGGAUAAAGAUACGACUAAGUCAUUUCAAUUCAGUAUCGAAGAGGUGGAGGACGGAUAUCAAGUAUCGAGGAUACUGAGUAGCUUCGGUGGUGUUUUUGACAUCCACGAAGGACCUGUCUUCUCUGCUCAUGUUUUCAAUCUCCUUUCAGAACGAACACAAUUACUUUUUGUCCGAGCCCAUCACCUAGUGGUCGAUGUGGUCUCGUGGCAUAUCCUCCUCGGUGACCUGGAGCUCUUGAUUGCUACUGGUAGCUUUGCGACGGCCCCUCCACUGCCUUUCCAGAGUUGGCUGAGCAUGCAAAAGGAGAUGGCCGAGUCUACUAAGCCAGCUGACUUACUACCAUUCGACGCCAUCAACAUGCCUGCAGCUAACUUUGAAUACUGGGGAAUGGCGGGAGACAACAAAUCCAACACAUACAGUGAUGCCAUUCUGACAGAAUUUUACCUCGACGAGCCCAUGACGGCCCAAUUAAUGGGCACUGGUAAGGUUUCACUAAGUGCGGCGCCCGUCGAUGUUAUUUUGGCUGCUCUCAUUCACUCAUUUUCACUCGUCUUCUCUGACCGUGCAGCUCCUGCCAUCUUUUCCGAAGGACAUGGUCGUGAGUCUUGGAACGGCAAAGUAGACCCGUCAAGUACAGUAGGAUGGUUUACGACAAUGAGCCCUCUGCAUGUACCCGAUACCCGAUCAUCUGAUAUUCUCAUGACAGUGCAGUCUGUUCAAGAUCUGCGACGCCUCCUACCAUCUAACGGCAUGGAAUAUUUCAGCUCCCGGUACCUCUCUGCCAAGGGACGCGAAGCCUUUGGUUCACAUUCCAAGAUGGAGAUAAUGUUCAAUUACCUUGGCAGAUCCUCUGAAGUUGGAAGGGAAAAUGCCCUGCUUUCACCCGCAACUUUGCCAGAUGGCGCGACAUUCGAUAAGUUGGUACAGGACGAAAAGCUGCCACGUUGGUCUCUAUUUGAUAUCGUGGCCCUCAUUGCUGGUGGUAAGGCUCAUAUCACCAUAGCCUAUAACAAACAUAUGCAGCACCAAGAUAGGAUUAUCCAGUGGGUCAAAAUGGCGAAGUCCACAUUGAUCCAUGCCAUUGAAGUUUUAAGAGAUAUAGAAAGUCAUCCGACCAGCCCUAGGCUGUCAUCCCCAACGGUUGAGAAGCAAGUCCUGUUUGAAGACGAGGUUGAAGGAAUUUAUCCUUGCGCACCGGUGCAACAACACAUGCUUUCCGCGCGUGAAAAGCACCCCGACCGCCAAUUGUACGAAAUGGAAUUUACUUACAAAGCCAUCACCCUUAACGGCGCUACAAUUGAUAUAAACAAAUUACGCGAAGCAUGGCAGCAGGUUGUGCGUCAUCAUGCCGCUCUCCGGACAAUCUUUAGGUCUACUACUUCUGGCUCAUACGAACAAAUUGUGCUUCGAGACUGGUAUGUCAAUGUACCGGUAAUUGAAUGCAUCAACGAAGAAGAAAUGAUAGCUCGCAUGAAUAGCCAUAUAUCAGUCAACUACAGCCUCUCGAGCAAGAAACCACACGUUCAACUCACUUUGUUUGUUACUUCAAAAAACAACAAACAAAUUGUUUCCUUCAAGACCGAAACAGACCACACUCUUACUGACGGUGUCUCCGUCGCUCUAAUCCUCCGCGAUCUUGCGCUUGCGUAUGAAGGAAAACUUCCAACAGACCCAGCGCCCUCGUUCAGUAGCUACGCAUUAUGGCUACGUGAUAUGAGCCAAGAAGAGACGUUCGCAAAGGACGUUGCCUACUGGAAAGACUUUGACAAAAGUGCGGGAGCAUCGUGUAUUCCACAUACUUCGCCAUCCUUUGCAUUAUCGCAACCUCGCAUCCACAAAGUGAAGAUCAUCGAUCUUGAGCAGGCCACCAUAAGCCGACUGCCAGAGUUCUGCACCACGCAUGGCGUCACUAUGGCUGCCUUCUUCCAGACCGCAUGGGGUUUAGUACUUCAAGACCUCACGGGUUCAGACAAAACGCUAUUUGCGUUUAUGACAGCCAACCGUGAUGCAACAGUGGCAGGCGCCGAAGAGAUCGUAGGKCCGCUCAUCAACAUGCUUCUUUGCCGAAUCGAUCUCUCCAGACUGCGCAAAAAUGGCAUUGGAGAGGUACUGAGACGAGCACGAGAUGAUUUCCUAGACUCACUCGAUCACCAAUACGGUCUUGCUAAGAUGGAAGAUAUGUGGCAGAACCCAUCAUGGAAUUCUCUCAUGAGUUUGCAGUACAUGGACUCUAGAAUCCUGUGGAGAUCGGCAUACCUUUGUUUCUUCCACCCUUUGGCCAAAUAUCCUGGUCCUUUCCUUGCCAAAUUCACCAAUCUAUAUGGAGCGUACCACGCCUGGAAGGGGGAUGCCCAUCUUGACAUGUGGAGGGCCCACGAGAAAUAUGGUGACUUUGUUCGGCAUAUGCCGGACACCCUGUUCAUUAGGAACUCGGAGGCUUUGCAUGCUAUAUACUCCACCAAACCAUCCGUUAUGAAAAGUGCACACUACCGUGUCUUAGAGGCCAAUGUAGCAAGCACAUUUAGCUUACGCGGAGGCCAUGAACACGCAUGGCGGAGGCGGCUUGUGUCAACAGCUCUCUCUGAAAAAGCCCGACGAGGAAUGGACAGCCGUAUCGCUGUACAUGUUCGUAAGUUCUGUGACAUCGUAUUUCCCAAGGAAGCGAAGACACUGGGAAAACCUAUGGACAUGUCCGAGUGGUGCAGCUACCUGACCUUUGAUCUGAUGGCCGAUCUUGUCUUCAGCGCCAGCUAUAACCUCUUGGGUAAUGAAAGAUUCCGCCACAUGCCACAUGUCAUCGACAAGUCCAAUGUGCGGAUGUCAGUGCUCGUUUAUCUCCCUUUUAUCGCUUGGUAUAAGUAUAUUGAUGCCUUCAUUUUCAAAGAGGCCGCUAUAGCGCGAUACCGCUUCAUGAGAUUUGUCAUACGCGCGGUGAAGGAGCGUGCAGAUCGUGCCAUUGGCAAGUGGUCACAGCAGUCAUUAGAUCCGUGUCCGCCACGCAACGAUAUCUACAGCGCGCUUGCCAUAGCCAAGGAUCCAGAUACUGGAAAAGGCUUCUCUACACAGGAAAUGAUUAGCGAGAGCAUCACACUGGUAGUUGCCGGUUCAGACACAACUUCGACAGCCAUAUCAUCAACGUUUUUCUACUUGGCCGACAACAAGCACGCGUACGAUAAGGUGACUCAAGAAGUACGGGAAGCAUUUAAGAUCAAGCCUUUCGGAGAGGAAGGAGUGGCCUCAGGCCCAGAAUUAUCAGAAUGUGCCUACCUGCGAGCUUGUGUCGAUGAGGCGCUGCGUAUGAGCCCGCCCAACGGAGCUGCCUUGACGAGAGAGGUUACGGCCGGUGGCCUUAACAUCGGGGAUCAUCACAUACCAGCGGGGACUGUUGUCUCUGUACCAGUAUAUGCCAUCCAUCACGAUCCACGGUACUUCGCAGAGCCAUUCUCUUAUCGUCCUGAGCGCUGGGUUGAGGAUGAUGGUACCGGCAGCAUCAAGCGCGCAAGAUCGGUCUUCAACCCCUUCUCGAUGGGCAUCCGGGGCUGCCUCGGCCGAAGUCUAGCAUAUCACGAAAUCCUGACCACCGUUGCCACCGUGCUAUACUUUGGCGACUUUCAAUUUGCCGAGGGAGACUUAGGCAAAGUUGGUCGAGGUUCACCACAGGCAGAGUAUGGACGACACAGAGAGAAUGAGUACCAGCUACGCGACCAUCUAUCCGGACAGAAGAAUGGACCAUGGCUACGAUUCACCAGACGUGAUAUUGUAGACUAA